GUCAGCAAACAGCUGGUCAUAAGAUUUAUCAGUUAUUUUUCUUAUUACCAUUUGUAAAAAUAUGUGCAUAUUUUAUUUUAGUUAAAAAUUUUCCAACCAAAGUUAAAAUUAAAUUAAUUAAAAGUAUGUCUUGGGUAUCAGACUACCAAUACAAGUGGUAUGAGACACUGGCUAUGAAUGUGGUGCGUGCCGGUGGUAAUGUUCCGCGACAUAUCGCAUUUGUUAUGGAUGGUAAUCGUCGUUAUGCAAAGUCGCAAUGUUUGCCUAAGAUCGACGGACAUUCACACGGUUUUGAAAAGUUAGCGAACUGCCUACGUUGGUGCUUAGAUAUGGGCAUAAAAGAGGUGACCACAUUUGCUUUUAGCAUCGAAAACUACAAACGGUCCGAGGAAGAAGUAAAUGACUUAUUAGAUCUAGCACGUGAAAAAUUUCGAAAAAUAUUGCUUGAGGAGCAAAAAUUGAAUGAACAUGGAGUACGCAUCCGUGUAAUUGGCAAUAUUAAUUUGCUCCCAGAAGAUUUACAAUUAUUGAUUGCUAAAGCAAUGAUGUUAACCGAACAUAAUGAUAAACUUUUCCUUAACAUUGCCUUCUCAUAUACUUCUCGAGAUGAAAUAACUCAAGCUGUAGAAACAAUUGUCAAGCUAGGGGAAGGUUUGGAGCCGGAAGAUAUUAGUCAACGUCUGAUAGAAGAAUGUCUUUAUACAAGAAACUCAUUACCUCCAGACAUGCUUUUUCGUACAUCGGGCGAGACACGUAUUAGCGACUUUCUGAUGUGGCAGAUUUCGACAACAGUAUUGUACUUUACAAAUAUUCUAUGGCCACAAAUAACCCUUUGGAAUUUUCUAUGUGGUAUAUUCACAUACCAACGAGCAUGCUUACGUUUAGAGCCUUUCAAACGGCAUAAACGAAUAGAACACGCUAUGCAAGCAAAGGAAUGUAAUUACUACUCCGAUCGAGUGUUGAACUUUUUACAAAAACUAGAUAGUUAUAGGAAAAACGUUUUAUAUAGUUUAUCAACAAGUAACUAAACUACAUAUUGAAUUCGUUUAGUAAAAGGUCAAUGUACAAUUAAAACCUAAUAAAUCAUCAUAGGAAAAAGAAGUAA
This is a messenger RNA of Anastrepha obliqua, 1105 nucleotides long. It is a transcript of the gene Dhdds, whose product is annotated as dehydrodolichyl diphosphate synthase complex subunit DHDDS. The record is from RefSeq and is a predicted model, not a curated record. The coding region runs from base 126 to 1028 and encodes 300 amino acids. Gene Ontology annotation, molecular function: ditrans,polycis-polyprenyl diphosphate synthase [(2E,6E)-farnesyl diphosphate specific] activity. Gene Ontology annotation, cellular component: dehydrodolichyl diphosphate synthase complex; endoplasmic reticulum. Lineage: Eukaryota; Metazoa; Arthropoda; Insecta; Diptera; Tephritidae. Gene Ontology annotation, biological process: polyprenol biosynthetic process. The transcript is spliced from 2 exons.